Messenger RNA from Daldinia caldariorum, 1440 nucleotides. RefSeq lists its product as uncharacterized. Bases 1 to 1440 code for a protein of 479 amino acids. Lineage: Eukaryota; Fungi; Ascomycota; Sordariomycetes; Xylariales; Hypoxylaceae. The record is from RefSeq and is a predicted model, not a curated record. The transcript has a single exon.
AUGGUUUACACCAAAGCCAAUCAAUCAACGCCCCGGCCUCCCGGCAACACAAGGCUAGACAAAGCUCUUCGGCUUCGAAAGGCACUCAGCCUGAUGAAAGGCCUUACUUUCGAAUCAACGUACCUGUUGUUUAAGAGUCCUGAUGGCAUCCUCGUGCCUUUUGUGAAAGCAGCCUUCGAUAAAGCCACACCGGAAGCCAUCCACGACGCAAUCACGACUCAGUUGAGAAAGCUCUUCCUUAUCUGUAUUCGGAACAAAGACGUAUACGUUCGCUUCCGAGGCAGUGAAGCAUUCUACUACCUCGUUUUCUCCGAUUGGGAUUCGGUGACCUUGGCUUCUCCUUUAGAACCUGUACUCCUUGGAAAGCUUAUCUCUCUAUUCGUCGGUGCACGUCGCCGUUAUCUCGCACGCGAAGAUUCUACAGAAGAAUUCUCAGCCCUGACAAGAGUCAUUGAUCUCUUUACCGAAGCAAUCGACGAGGUGGAUUCAACCAUCGAGACCAGACGUAUUCCCAGCUUGAAAGCGCCCGAGGAUUUUGUGAUUACUCGCUCAUGGCCCCCUGAGUUUUUCAGCCAAUAUGAUAUCGCAAUAAUGGCGCAAACUAAAAUUCGAAAGAAUCUCUUCGGCAUUGACUACCAAUGCAAAGGAAGCGGAGAAGAUGCACCACUGUAUCCGCACGACCAAAGUCACCCUUUGGAAGUCCGCAGGUAUCUCUGUUGGUUGUCUCUGACUGAGAUGAACCCCUACUCGAAGGGCGCGCUCUUUCUCGCCCCUAUUGCAUUCAUCUCGCACCAGAAACGUCAAGAGUGGUACGCGCCUACGGGCCAUAAAUCUCGUUUUUACGCCACGGUGGACGAGUUUCUCAACUACGCUAAAGUCGAGUUCGCGAGGACAGGAAGGGGGGCGAAGCAGUAUAUCAUUGGUCUCCUUACCCCUUGGUUCUUCGAAGUAGCAGAAGUCACAUCGGACGCAGAAAAGAUGAAUGAAGAUAUCCCCACCAGAUGGCAGAAGGGUUGCUUCAGGGCUGGAAUGGUGCUUUGCCUCAGCAAACUAGGACGACAAGGUGGCGGACAAGUCGGCCGACAAAGCGGCCAUUGGUGGUAUCAGUUGGCCUUAUUUAAGCCAGGUAUGCCGCACUACCCGGCAGCAGCCGAGCCGGACAGACGAAAAAAAAGGCAAAACCUAUGGAUUAGGAAACUAUUAGAUGAGAUCAAGGCGCAUUUCCACAUAGAUAAGGGGUGGAUUGGAGGCAGAUCUAUGAACCAUAUCGAAGCCCCGGCUUCUCGUAAGGUCUCGGCUGAUUCCGUUGAGGUAUCGAAUGAGUUUAUCACGGAAAUCAUGGAGAACCCAAACUGUUUCCCCAUUACACGCCCAGAGCACGAGGAGAGGAAAUUUGAGACUAUGGAUUGUGGGAGUGACGACAACUCUACCUCCAGAUAG